GUAUCUAUGGCUGAAUAUUUUUCAGAAUAACAAAGAAAUAAAUUUUUAAAUAUUCUAGACACAAAUGUUAAAAGAAAUUUAUUAUGUCUCUGCUUGCGAAAUUAGAUUCUAGUUGAUAUCUUGGGAAAUUGGACUAUCAGUGCGUUUUGUGUGUGUGAAUAUUUCAAGGCAUUUAGGCACGUGUUAUUUGAAUUGUACCCUUUCCAUCGCGAUGAAAAUAUUUACAAUAGCUUUCCUAUUUUAUGGACUUCAGUGUCAUGAAGCUCUCGAUCCCACUUUUUUGGGGUGGAUAUCAGAUCAAAAUGGUCAAUUAUUUCCCGUAAAUAGAUCUACGUUAUUCGAUGACUCAACAGUAGCACGGGUGCGUGAUUUUAACGAAUAUUUUUUUCUGUUUACGAGGAGAAAUCUACUUUGGGGCCAGAAAAUCAUUACUGGGGAUGUGGAUAGUCUACAACGGUCCAAUUUUAAUCCAGCACAUCCAACAAGGAUUGUCGUUGACGGCUAUCUUAGUCAUAUCGUCAACGAACUGGAUGUUGAACUUCGCGUGAAAUAUUUAGGACGUGGGGAUUACAAUGUGGUCAUUAUGAACUGGACUGACGGUGCAGUGGAUAUAAAUUAUAUUGAAGCAGCGGUCAGAGCUAAAGUUGCAGCUAACAAGUUGGCUGCCUGGAUGAAAUUUAUGCGGAGAUAUGGGGGACUUAACCCAAACACUACAUACUUAAUCGGGCACAGUCUGGGAGCUCAUAUUGUCGGUUUGGCAGGUAAACAAAUUACAUCUCCCAAAAUCAAUACAAUCUUCGCGAUAGAUCCUGCAAAUUCACCUUAUGAGACUGCGCCACCAGAGGACCGUGUGUAUAUAACCGAUGCUCAGUAUGUGGAAGCGAUCUACAGCGAUUAUGGACUACUAGCGGAAGCUAGAUCAAGUGGACACGCAUCAUUUUAUGGUGCCUUCGGUUCAUUUCAACCGGGCUGCGAACAUCUGAGCACAUUUACAUUGUGUGAUCAUGCAAGAUCAUAUGAGUAUUUUGUUUAUUCGUUGGGACUGGUGAACCACUUCUUUGCUAUUCAAUGCGCGAACCACGAUCUAGCGAUCAGACGUUUCUGUGAACCUACUGGAGAGUAUGCGUAUUUGGGAGGAGAGCCAUCAAACUAUAAUAGAGGAGUGAGUGGUAUCUAUUAUCUACCAGUUGAUUAUAAAAUACCAUAUUCACUGGGUCAGUAUUUCGGAUUAUAAAAUUGCAUCAGAUUUAUGGCAAUGAGUGAAACAACUUUUUGUAUUUUGAAUUUUAUAUACUUGUCCCAUGUAGUAAUCAAGAUUUACCUAUGUUCAUUA
Messenger RNA from Hermetia illucens (black soldier fly), 1333 nucleotides. Its product is annotated as pancreatic triacylglycerol lipase-like. Bases 212 to 1234 code for a protein of 340 amino acids. Lineage: Eukaryota; Metazoa; Arthropoda; Insecta; Diptera; Stratiomyidae. Gene Ontology annotation, molecular function: lipase activity. The transcript is spliced from 2 exons. The record is from RefSeq and is a predicted model, not a curated record.